AUGACUCUCAGCGAAGACGUCGAGAGAGACGAUGGCAAGCCUCCAGGCACUGGAUACCCAACCGUCGGCGCACCUGACGCUGAAGGAACAGAUUUGGAACUUCCAGAUGGCAAGGUCCCCAUGGGCAGAGGCCUAGGUGACCGGCCUCUCGGCAAGCGUGGCUCAGAUAUCAAUGACUGGAACAACGAACCAGGCGAAAAGGAGACUCUCGGUCGCUCCGAACCUUGUUCGAAUAGCGGCGAAAAUAACACCAAGACGGCCUCGAACACGGAUGCCAAAGUCGAGGAUUCGGGAAGCGCGUCUGUCAAUUGCCUCCAACUUUAG
Molecule: messenger RNA, 324 nt
Organism: Anthostomella pinea
Lineage: Eukaryota; Fungi; Ascomycota; Sordariomycetes; Xylariales; Xylariaceae
Source: the annotation of a GenBank genome assembly